Arabidopsis lyrata subsp. lyrata is the source of this 1844-nucleotide messenger RNA. RefSeq names its product serine/threonine-protein kinase HT1. NCBI's taxonomy places the organism in Eukaryota, Viridiplantae, Streptophyta, Magnoliopsida, Brassicales, Brassicaceae. Gene Ontology annotation, molecular function: ATP binding; protein kinase activity. Gene Ontology annotation, biological process: protein phosphorylation. The record is from RefSeq and is a predicted model, not a curated record. The transcript is spliced from 6 exons. The coding region runs from base 637 to 1710 and encodes 357 amino acids.
AAAAAGGAUGAAAAAGACCCGUGGGUGUGCUUCCGCGUCCGUAAGUGCAUUUCUUCGAGAGAUAAGAGAUUUCUGGUCACCUCACUGACGCCUACGCGGAAAAAGCAAACAACUUUCGAUUUCUUUAAUCUCUUUUUUAUUUUCUUGUUUCUCAAAAGCCAAAAAAACCCCUAAAAUAAGAAACUUUUUUAGAAAAAAAAAUCUUUAACCAAACCAACACGAAUCAUCAAGUUUUGACCAUUUCUCCAUCAGUUCCAGUGUCAACUUCAGUUCUUCCCAUUCUUCUUCUUCUUCUUCUCCAAUCGCUCUCUCAAAUUCCCAACUUUUCCGUGCAGUUUUUUUUGUUUUCUUUUUAUAGUUGACGAAUUAGGAUUUUGAUUUUGAUUGUCGUCUUCUUCUUUCUUUAUUCUGUGUUCUCUAUAUUUUUAAUGGGGAAUCCUUGAUUUCUCUCUUUAUAUUCCACCAAAAAAGCAUCUUUGUUUCUUUAUCUAUCUGAUUGUUGUAUAGUUCUCAAUUCCAAUACCAAACAGAAUGAUUAAUCAAUCAAAAAGGGCCCAGCUUUGACAUAUCUCUCUCUCUAGCUAACUAGGGUUUUGUGAAAAAUCUCAAGUUUUUUUGUUCUGGGUUUGUGGAAAAAUGGGAUCUGCAAGUGGGUUUUACUCAAACGAAGAUUUUGAAUUGGAUCCUAAAUGGCUUGUUGAUCCUCGUCAUCUCUUUGUUGGUCCUAAGAUCGGUGAAGGUGCUCAUGCCAAAGUUUAUGAGGGAAAGUAUAGAAACCAAACAGUUGCGAUUAAGAUUAUUAAAAGAGGAGAGUCCCCUGAAGAGAUUGCUAAACGAGAUAACCGGUUUGCGAGAGAGAUUGCUAUGUUGUCUAAAGUCCAGCACAAGAAUUUGGUCAAGUUCAUUGGAGCGUGCAAAGAACCCAUGAUGGUUAUAGUUACCGAGCUUCUACUAGGUGGCACAUUGCGAAAAUAUCUAGUGAGCUUACGGCCAAAGCGUUUAGACAUUCGUUUGGCUGUUGGAUUUGCUCUUGACAUUGCUCGUGCAAUGGAAUGUUUACAUUCCCAUGGAAUCAUUCACCGCGAUCUUAAACCAGAGAAUUUGAUCUUAUCAGCAGAUCAUAAGACAGUGAAACUUGCUGAUUUCGGUUUAGCUAGAGAAGAAUCAUUAACCGAGAUGAUGACCGCAGAGACUGGUACAUACCGAUGGAUGGCCCCAGAGCUUUAUAGUACGGUUACGUUAAGGCAAGGAGAGAAGAAACACUAUAACCAUAAAGUAGAUGCUUACAGCUUCGCCAUUGUCUUGUGGGAACUUAUACUCAACAAGUUACCAUUUGAAGGCAUGUCGAAUCUACAAGCAGCCUAUGCUGCUGCAUUCAAGAACUUGAGGCCGAGUGCAGAAGAUUUACCAGGAGACUUAGAGAUGAUUGUCACUUCAUGCUGGAAAGAAGAUCCUAACGAACGGCCAAAUUUCACAGAGAUAAUCCAAAUGCUCCUCCGUUACCUCACAACUGUUUCAUCAGCACCACAGAUCAUUCCUCCACCGAAUCGACGAGUUUUCUCUUCAGAAAACAUAGUUUUAUCACCGGAAUCUCCCGGAACAUGCUCUCUGAUGUCUGUCAGAGACGGAGAUGUUUCUCGUCAGACCGUUAACACGGCAGAUUCAUCAGAGAAACAAACAAAAGGAAGCUUCUUCUCCUGCUGCUCAUAGAUGAAAAAUUUAUAAUAUAUUUGGUUGUAAUCUGUAAAAAUAACGAGAGGAAAGUAUUAUUAAGCUUAGAAUUUAGAUCACAGUAACAAAAAAAUUUUAUUGUUCGUGUAUAAAAAUUAUUAAGCCUGGAACUU